Molecule: messenger RNA, 2820 nt
Organism: Oreochromis niloticus (Nile tilapia)
Lineage: Eukaryota; Metazoa; Chordata; Actinopteri; Cichliformes; Cichlidae
Product: ubiquitin carboxyl-terminal hydrolase 37-like
Exons: 16
Coding region: 1143-2165 (340 amino acids)
Biological process (GO): G1/S transition of mitotic cell cycle; protein deubiquitination
Cellular component (GO): nucleus; cytosol
Molecular function (GO): cysteine-type deubiquitinase activity
Source: RefSeq, a predicted model, not a curated record
ACCAGCUUGGUGGAGGACCCCACACACCCUUCAAACACUCUUCACCCUGCUGCCUUCUGGAAAGAGGUCCCAGAGCAUCCGGGCCCUCACUACCAGACUAUGGAAAAGUUUUUUCCCACAAGCCGUCAGACUCCUGAACACUCAGUGACUGAACUGGCACACGCACACCUUCACACACGUCACUACCAAGCACUUAUCUGCAGUAUCUCACACUCAUACACACACACACACACACAGACACCAAGUUACUUUUGCACAAUACUCAGCAUUUUGCACAUUUCCAUUGUCUUGUGUCUGUAUCGUCCUGUGCUGUCUAGUGUUGCACUGUUUUGUCUUGUUUAUUUUUGCAAUUUAUGCACACUGCACUUUAUGUAGUCCUGGGUUUGUCCGUUAUAUGUCAUAUGUAGCACCAGGGUCUCGGAGGAACGCUGUCUCAUUUCACUCUGUACAGUACCACUGCACGUGGUUAAAAUGUCAAUAAAAGCCACUUGAAUUGACUUGACCUGUAUUUUUUAGGGGUUGCUUAGAGACGAGUACCAUACAGUUCAAAUGAGCAUACAUUCCAAAAUAUGCAAAUUAGCCCCAUACAUCAUAAUGAUGAUGCUUGCUGUUCAGGGUAUGAACAUUCUAUGCUGAAAGUUUAGAAAUACACAACCUUUGACAGCUUGUUUUCAGUUGAACUUUUGCAAAGCUGAGAAGAUUUUCACUGCGAUCACAUUAAGUCCAAAGAUGUUUAAACUUCUUUUUCACAGAAAGAAAUCAAACAAACAAAACGUGGCAGAGAAGGAAAUUCCUUCUACGUCUCAACAGAGCAUCCCGGAUGCUUCUGUUUCUGCCACACCAACUAACCCUGAAAAUGGUAAAAAGAAGAAGAAGAAGAGAAAAUGGAGACACUUCUUCUGCUGUUCCUCGCAAACUGACAGCGAUUCAGAGGCAGAGACCACCACUGUAAAGACACAAAAAAGUCUCGCUGGUCUCUUUUUAAAUUCUGGAAGAGAAAAAGGCAGGCUGCUCCUGAAACGACAGGGGAACCUGAUAAAAUCAGUGACAGCAGCACAGGUAAGGAAUGUGGUGAAAGCUCCCAUCAGGUAAAAAACACCACUGAAAAGAUCCCAGCAGACCUGAGUUGGGACACUUUGAUUAUGGAGCUUCUGGACCAAGAGAGUGGAUGGGAGCAUGUGUUUAACAGCAGUGGAGUCUGCGGUGGAAAAACAAUAGAAAAUCAAACUGAGACUACAGACUGCUUCGGGUUUCCAAACAUCGGAAACACCUGCUACAUGAACUCCUGCCUGCAGAGCCUCCUCAACAUUGAGGACUUCAUUAGAGACAUCAGCCGUCAGGAGGUUUUGUGGAGCGCAGUCCCAGAAGCUCAGCUCUUAAGAAGGCUCACUGACAUCAGGGACUGUCAUGACUCAACAGAUUAUGGCCUUAAAGAUCACCACCUGAGAUCUUUUAAGAAGGCAUUCAGCAGUCAAGCUCCUGAAUACACAGGCAGUGCACAGAAAGAUGCUCAUGAAUUCCUAACAUUGUUCCUCAAUGAGGUCAAAAGGCUCUCCCCUCACCUGAAGAGGAACGCAGCUCUCCAGGGCCAAAGUUAUACCUGCCCAGUAGAAGACCAUCACGUUUUCAAAAUGGAAAACAUGAGGACAUGCAAGGGCUGCGGUCACCAAUCAUCACAGCAAGAGGAAUUCACCAGCUUGUCUCUUGACCUGGUUCCAGAGGGGUCUGUUGAGGACAUGUUAGAGACAUACUUGAAGGAACAAGAAAUAGAAUUUCGCUGUGAUUGUGGAGGGACGACCUCAGAACUGAAGUCAUCUUUUGAUACACUGCCAAGAGUUCUCAUCUUGCACCUGAAGAGGUUUGGCUUUACACAAACCUACCAGAUUCAGAAGGUGGAUGACCCCGUCAGGCUGCAGAGGGACUUGGUGGUGCCAUCCAAUCAGGGUGGUGGCUGUUACAGUCUUGUCAGCAUCAUCAGUCAUUAUGGAGGCACAGAAUCAGGACACUACAUCUGUAAUUCUGUCCAUCCUGAGGAGAGUCCAUACUCUACAUCGGAUAAUUGGCUCACCUAUAAUGACGCACAGGUGCUCCACACAACUGGAUCUGCAGCUUGUGAAGAACAGCAGAACUCGGCCUACAUCCUGUUUUACAAGAGAAAUUUCUGAAGCAGGAUAUGGAAGGAAGUUAAGGUCAUUAUCAUGCUGAGAAGGAACAACAGUCGUCCCAGCCCACCAUCGCAGACUGCAGGUAAGUAUUGGCCUUAGGAGGAAGGGUCCUCCCAGAGAGCCUGGUUCCUCCCAAGAUUUCUUCCUCCAGGAGGGAGUUUUUUCUUGCCACCGUCGCCCCACAUUCACUGGUCUCAUCAGCAAAGACAUUUUUAACCUCCUAAGACCUGAACUCUAUCAUGGCAUGCAUUUUUAAUUUCUCUGUGCCAUUUGGGUUGAUUGGGACCUGAUGAAUGCUUCUCAAAACAUGAGAUCCACAUAUGAGGACAUUCAUUUUAAAUUUUGAUUGAACAGUGGCAGUGUAAUGUCCUCCUAAGUGGAUAUCAGGUCUUUGUAGAGCAAAAUGUUGUAUUUUGGUCUCGACAACCCAAAAUGUGAUGUCCACAUAUGUGGACACCAGGUCCUAGGAGGUUAAAAGAAACUCUACUAGUAGUGCACCACUACUAGAGACAGUCCUUUUGUGGACCAGUGUUUGGCUUGCUCUCUGGGAACAACAAACAAUUAAACAAAUAAAUUAAUAAUAAAAUCAGUGCUGUCAGUGUUAAUCUCGUUAAAAUGAGAUUAACACUGACAGCACUAAAUAAAAUAAAAUAAA